AUGAAAACCUCCGCUGCUACCAUUGCCAUCGCGCUUGCGACCGCGGCCGUCCCCGCUAUCGCCUAUCCUGCGACUCUGCAAACUCGCGACGGCGAGACUUGGAAGAGUGACAAGGGCGGUAACGUCAAGGUUGAGGUCGGCAACGAGUUGAUUCUCUAUGGGACCGCCUUGCCCUCAGCUACUCUCAACGCUAUUCUCGAGCAGUGUGGGGAGUUGAGUUGCAAGCCAGGAGAGCCUGUCAAGGCUAAGACUAUGCGCAUCGGCGCUGGUAAUAUGGGCCAAGAGACGGAGAUGGUUCUCACUGUUGAAGGGAGCUUCGCUAGCGCCGGAGAACCUGGCGAUAAAGCUCAUCUUGUCGAGAUGGCGAAAACAGUAAUGAGAAAGAUGUUUGACGAGGGAAAGCACAAGCUGGAACAGGACGUUCCUUACUAUACCAAGCCCUGCCAGCAGACUAAAAACGGCUGUAUCCACAAGGACAAAUUCUACGCUGAGCAAUGGCAAGCCACCGACCAUGUCAAUGUUCGGUAUGAAGACGAGAAGACGGGCUUCAAAUCCUUCCUCAAUGUCGGAUUCUCUCACCCCGAGACGGACAGCCUUGACGGCGACAUCUGUGCCGGUAUCGCUGGUAUCGGUGGCGCCAUGGCCGGUGCUAUUUCCGCAAUUCAUCCGGUAGCAGGUGGCGUGGUCUACAGAGUCGGCAUCGUCAUCUAUAGGCUCUUCUUCCACCCCCUCGCCAGCUUCCCCGGCCCCAAACUCUACGCCGCAUCCCACCUCCCCUUCCUCACGCAGAACAUGCUCUUGGGCACCUUCACAAAAGACACCGUCAAACUCCACGAAAAGUACGGCCCCAUCGUCCGCAUCUCUCCCAACCGUCUCGCCGUCGACGGCUCCCUCGCCUGGUCCGAGGUCUUCUCCAGACGGCCCCAUCAACCCGAGUACGAAAAGACGAUCGAGGCCUACGGCCUGCCCGGCCGCAUCGGCAUCUUCCCAGCCUACCGCGAUGACCACCGCCGCCAGCGCCGCCUCAUGGCGCACGCCUUCUCCGAGGGCGCCCUGACCGAGCAGGAGGGCUUCAUCAAGCACUACGUCGACCUGCUCAUCGCCCGCCUCGGCGAGCAGGCGCGCGGGGGCAACGUCCUCGACAUGACGCGCUGGUUCAACUACUUCACCUUCGACGUCAUCGGCGAACUCGCCUUCGGCGACCCCUUCUACUCCCUCGAGAAGAGCAACUACCACCCCUGGGUCGCGAUGCUGUUCCAGACCAUCAAGGCCGGCGCCAAGCUCAACUUCCUCUCGCAGUACCCCGUCCUGCGCCCGCUGCUCUUCUUCAUGAUCGACAAGAAGGACAUCGAGAAGAAGAUCGAGUCGGACAACCUGGCGCGCGAGAAGACGGACAAGAGGCUCGCCCUUGGCUCCGACACGCGCAAGGACUUCAUGACGUACAUCCUCCGCAACAACAAGGACGGGAAGGGCAUGAACCAUGAGGAGAUCCACGUCAACGCGCGGGCGCUUAUUAUCGCUGGCAGCGAGACGACGGCCACCGCGCUCUGCGGCCUUACUUUCCAUCUGACGCGCACGCCUGAGGUGUACCGUUUCCUGACGGAAGAAAUCCGCAACGCGUUUACCAGCGAGGACGAGAUCGACAUGAAGUCCACGGCACGUCUGCAGUACCUACAUGCCUGCCUCGAGGAGACUCUGCGAAUCUACCCCCCGGCCGCCGAGACGCCUCCCCGUAUUUCGCCCGGCGACUACAUCGACGGCCGCUUCGUGCCCAAGGGCACAUACAUCUCCGUCUACCAAUGGGCAACCCACCACUCCCCCCGCAACUUCACCGACCCGGACGCCUUCAAGCCGCAGCGCUUCCUGCCCGAGGCGCACCCCCUCCACGAGGCCCGCUACGCCAGCGACAACAAGGCCUCCUUCCGCCCCUUCGCGGCCGGCCCGCGCGACUGCAUCGGCAAGAAUCUCGCCUACGCGGAGAUGCGGCUCGUCGUGGCGCGCUUCCUCUGGAACUUCGACGUCGCGCUCGAGCCCGGCCAGGACGACUGGGUCGCGGGCCAGCGGGCGUUCAAUGUGUAUGAUAAGGGGCCGCUUUUGGUGAGGUUGAGGCCUAGAGAGCAUAAAUUGGUUGAGGCUUGA
Messenger RNA from Colletotrichum siamense, 2139 nucleotides. RefSeq names its product Cytochrome P450 monooxygenase aclL (gene aclL-4). Lineage: Eukaryota; Fungi; Ascomycota; Sordariomycetes; Glomerellales; Glomerellaceae. Bases 1 to 2139 code for a protein of 712 amino acids. Gene Ontology annotation, molecular function: heme binding; oxidoreductase activity, acting on paired donors, with incorporation or reduction of molecular oxygen; iron ion binding. The record is from RefSeq and is a predicted model, not a curated record. The transcript has 4 exons.